Molecule: messenger RNA, 2559 nt
Organism: Fundulus heteroclitus (mummichog)
Lineage: Eukaryota; Metazoa; Chordata; Actinopteri; Cyprinodontiformes; Fundulidae
Product: protocadherin alpha-13
Exons: 2
Coding region: 124-2559 (811 amino acids)
Biological process (GO): homophilic cell-cell adhesion
Cellular component (GO): plasma membrane
Molecular function (GO): calcium ion binding
Source: RefSeq, a predicted model, not a curated record
ACGCACAAAAGUCUUUGGGAUGAGAUACGGGACUCUUCUGUAACCGGAAUGGCUCAAUGAAAAAUCAGAUCGCCGUGUUUGUUUUGAGAAAGGAAAAAAAAAAUCCGUUUUAUUUGCUUCACGAUGAGAGGAGGAAGACAAAGGCGCCGACAGAUCUGUUGGUGGUUUCCCGGGAUUUUGUUUCUGUGCUCUGUGGAUGUGAUUUUGGCUCAGCUCAAAUAUUCGGUUCCUGAACAUGUAAAUGUCGGCUCUCCUGUAGGAAAUGUUGGCAAGGACUUGGGGCUUGAUAUCAGCACCUUGACAAGCAGGCGAUUUCGCAUUGUUUCGGGUCCGAACCACUCUCUGUUUGAAUUAAAUCAGAAAAGCGGAGUGCUGCACGUCGCGCAGGAUAUGGACCGGGAAGAGCUCUGUGAUGGAACCAAGGUCUGUUUGAUAAACCUUAAAAUUGUUAUUGAAAGCCCACUUGAAAUACAUUAUGUUAGUGUAGAAAUAACCGACAUCAACGACCAUUCCCCGUCUUUUCCCGAAACCGAGCAGCGGCUGGAAAUAGCAGAGAACACCCCACCGGGCACUCGUUUCCAGAUUCAUGCAGCUAGAGAUCCUGAUUAUGGCUCGCAGUCAGUUCGACUGUAUAGGUUAAGUCAAAAUGAUUAUUUCGAAAUUGAAGUCAAGGAAGGCGAGGAGGACAAAAUACCGUUUUUAUUGCUUAAGAAACCUUUAGACAGAGAACGCAAAGCAGAACAUCAGUUAGUGUUGACGGCCCUGGAUGGGGGCGCGCCGCCCAAAUCUGGAAACCUCAAUUUAACCAUAACUGUACUAGAUGUAAAUGAUAAUCGUCCUGUGUUUAGCAAAGAUAUUUAUACUGUGUCUUUAAAUGAAAAUGCUCCGCUGGGAACUCUUGUAGUCAAAGUAAACGCAACAGAUUCAGACGAAGGCACGAACGGUGCGAUUGAGUACACAUUCGGAAAAACGCAAAAGAAAAAGGUGUAUGAUAUAUUUGAGUUAGAUAAUAUCUCUGGUGAAAUUCGAGUAAAAGGGAAGGUGGACUUUGAGGAGGCUGAGAUAUACAGGUUAGAUCUGCAGGCUUCGGAUAAAGGCCAGCCUCCCUGGACAGGGGAAAGUAGAGUGGUGAUAAAGUUAAAAGAUUUGAAUGAUAAUGACCCCGAAAUUGAAAUAACAUCACUGUCCAGUCAAAUACCGGAGGAUUCCAAGCCUGGCACUGUUGUCUCGCUCAUCAGUGUCACAGACAGAGAUUCGGGGGUGAAUGGAAAAGUUAUUUGUAAAAUAUCGGAAAAUGUUCCAUUUGAUUUGACUCCGUCGAUUGAAGAGAACAUGUACUCACUGGUUACAAAGGCACGAUUAGACCGGGAGGCUGGAUCACAUUAUGACAUCACCAUAACUGCCACUGACUGUGGGGAACCCAGACGUUCAGCAGCAAAGAUGCUGCAAAUUCAGGUGUCAGAUAUAAAUGACAACAGGCCAGUUUUCAGUCAGGAUCCAUUCGAAAUCUACCUAGUCGAAAACAACGCUCCAGGCGCGUCAAUAUUUUCGAUAACCGCCUCUGAUAAAGACCUGAAUGAAAAUGCAGUAAUAACGUACAGCAUUGGGAAAGCCGAUGCGGUUCAGGGUGAUAUGGCUCCUUUCCUGAAUAUCCAUUCAGAAAAUGGACAGAUAUCUGCGCUGAAAAGUUUCGACUUUGAAACCCUGAAAACGUUCCGGUUCCAAGUUGUGGCCUCAGAUUCUGGGACUCCGUCCCUGAGCAGCAACGUGACAGUGAACGUGUUCAUCCUGGACCAGAACGACAACGCUCCAGUCAUCCUGUAUCCAGUCAGCUCCAACGGUUCUGCUGAAGGUGUGGAGGAGAUUCCCCGCAAUGUGAACGCAGGACACUUGGUGACCAAAGUCAGAGCCUAUGACGCUGAUAUAGGAUAUAACGGCUGGUUGCUGUUUUCCCUGCAGGAAGUUACUGACCACAGCCUCUUUGGUUUGGACCGCUACACAGGACAGAUCAGAACCCUUCGCUCAUUCACAGAGACAGACGAGGCUGAGCAUAAACUGGUCAUCCUGGUCAAAGACAACGGCAACGUUUCCCUCUCAGCAACAGCUACUGUGAUUGUCAAGCUGGUGGAGCCCAGAGAGGCUUUUGCAGCUUCUGAUGUUAAAAGUGCAGCAAAGGAUGAUGAGGAUACUAAUGUGACUUUUUACCUGAUGAUCACUCUGGGCUCAGUUUCAGUUCUGUUCAUCAUCAGCAUCAUCGUGCUGAUUGCAAUGCAGUGCUCCAAAUCCCCAGACUAUACUUCUAAAUAUCUCCAAGAGACUAAUUAUGAUGGGACCCUGUGUCACAGCAUCCAGUACAGAUCUGGAGACAAACGGUACAUGUUGGUUGGACCCAGGAUGAGCAUAGGAUCUACUAUAGUACCUGGAAGUCAUGCAAACACACUAGUGCUCCCUGACAGGAGGAGGACGUCUGAGGAGGUAAGGAUGAUACGCGUCAUCUUCACCACAGCGCGGAUCGGUCAGAAACAUGGAGUCUAUUUCAACAAGAUACUUCGCCACUAA